Molecule: messenger RNA, 2599 nt
Organism: Rana temporaria (common frog)
Lineage: Eukaryota; Metazoa; Chordata; Amphibia; Anura; Ranidae
Gene: REL
Product: REL proto-oncogene, NF-kB subunit
Exons: 11
Coding region: 270-2006 (578 amino acids)
Biological process (GO): regulation of transcription by RNA polymerase II; non-canonical NF-kappaB signal transduction; innate immune response
Cellular component (GO): cytoplasm
Molecular function (GO): RNA polymerase II cis-regulatory region sequence-specific DNA binding; DNA-binding transcription factor activity, RNA polymerase II-specific
Source: RefSeq, a predicted model, not a curated record
CCUCCCUGCAACGCUCUGCCUCUAUGUCACUACAAGAAGAAGGCUGAGCACUUGGACUUUCCUCUCCCUCUAUGGAGAAGUCACAGUGACAGCUCUGACAAGGACUCCUGUCCCUCUAGGACUAUUCCAGAUAGACCUUCCUUCUACACAUCCCUCUAAGGACUACAGUGGUCAGGAUUCCCAUUACAGGACCCCCUCAAAUUCUUACCUGUUCACCGACUUACCUAUCCCGUCAUAGGGAGACCGUCCCGUCACGCUGUACACAAAGCAUGGCAGAUCAUCAUAUAAUGAUGCAGAAUUCACUUUUAGGGGGACAUGAACCCUCCAUAGAAAUAUUUGAACAACCCCGGCAAAGAGGGAUGAGAUUUCGAUAUAAAUGUGAAGGACGAUCAGCUGGUAGCAUCCUCGGUGAACGCAGCACAGAAAACAACCGCUCCUACCCAUCUAUCCAGUUGCAGAAUUUAGGAUAUGGUGUAAAAGGAAAAGUAAGAGUCACUUUGGUAACAAAAAACGAGCCGUACAGACCACAUCCACAUGAUCUGGUGGGCAAGGACUGCAGAGAUGGCUAUUAUGAAAUAGAGUUUGGAGCUGACCGGAGAGUGCUAUGCUUUCAGAAUUUGGGCAUUCAGUGUGUGCGGAGAAGAGAAGUGAGAGAGGCCAUCCAUACCCGAAGAAAUCGUAAUAUAAACCCCUUUGGAGUACGAGAAGAACAGCUGCUUACAAUUGAAGACUAUGACCUCAAUGUUGUACGACUGUGCUUCCAAGUCUUUCUUGCUGAUGAACAAGGGAAAUAUACCAGAGCUCUGACACCUAUUGUCUCCAACCCAAUUUAUGAUAACCGAGCUCCCAAUACUGCCGAGCUACGGAUCUGCCGUGUGAAUAAAAAUUGUGGGACUGCAGCCGGAGGUGAUGAGAUAUUCCUGCUAUGUGACAAAGUUCAGAAAGAUGACAUAGAGGUCCGUUUUUUUACUGACAACUGGGAAAACAAAGGAAUCUUUGGACAAGCUGAUGUGCACCGUCAAGUAGCCAUUGUUUUCAGGACUCCUCCAUUCCCCUUUCCUAUCACUGAGGUUACAACAGUAAAAAUGCAGUUGAAAAGACCAUCUGACCAAGAAGUCAGUGAACCCAUGGAUUUCAGAUACAUACCUUGUGAAAAAGACCAAUAUGCAAAGAAGUUUAAAAAAAGUGAAGAGAUGUUACGUAUAUUCUGGGAUUCUCAAAAACCUCAACAAAUGGACAAAGCAGAAAGCUUGUUGGCAACCAUGUCAAGAUCCAGUGACAGACAGCGAACUAUUAAAACAGAACCUUUCUUUCUUUCUAAUGUUCAAAGUUGUGUACAACCUUCAGUAGAGUCCAUGACACAGAAAAGUGGCUCUCUUUUUCCUUUCGCCAUGCCUCCAUCAACAGAAACCAGAACCCAGUCUAUACAAAUAGGCACGUCCGCUAAUUAUCCUAACUUUUGGUCAGUGACGGAAGGCCAACCAUCAAUCUCAAACAAUUUUCAGGAUUUCUCCUACAACACCAUGCCAACAACCACAUUUCUCCAAGCACAGAAGGGAGGCCAUGUAGGAAAACUUCAGCAAGUUGCCACCAGCCAUGUGGAGUAUAAUACCCUGCUGCAAACAAACAGUUCCCUAAAUCAACAAAGGUUUAAUACUCCGGAGAAGCUAUAUACAGAUUCCAUGUGUAUUCAGGAUGUCUCCCAACCACCCAGUUAUCCUUCUGCAUCUUUUGGAAGUACCUCGUAUGCUUUUUCCUACAAAGAUAUAAUUAGAAGAGACGGCGGUCACUUGGCACCAAGUAGAACCAAUGAAUCGUCAUUGCCAGGGAUGACUGUGACCAGUUUACCUCAAACAAAUUAUUUUGAUUCAACAAGUCAGAGCACGUCACAUGACAGUAUGGUGAAUCAGCAAGGUUCUGAUCUUAUGGAAACCAUGUGUGUAAGCGUUGAUUCUGAACUUGAAAGCUUUUUUGAGAAUCUACAACAAAGCAUGUCGAAUCCAUAGUACCAUUAAAAUGAACAGUCAUCCAUCAAUAAUGCACUUGUUCGAUGCAAAGUUGAACUGCCAUUGUUCAGGAAACUGUGGAUUCAGAGAAGAAUUUGCUAGAUUGGCUAUUUCUCCCAUACGGGCUUCCUAGUUUGUCCAUCCACAAUUUUUCUUAGAUCGGGAUUGUUUUGAUUUUUUUACAAUUUAAGGGGUGCCAAUUUUUUUUUUUUUUUUUACUGAUUAUUUGGCAGAGAUAAUCUGUCUAUGUCAUAUGUCUUCCUCCAUAUCCCGUAUCUUUACUGUGUAGCAGUUCUGGUCUCUGUAUUCAAAGGAUGUAAAUACGGACAAAAUUAUAAUAUGCACAAGAUUAGCCAUGUAAAAAUAUAAACGUUUCCUACACUAGGUUCCUUUUCUGAAUUAAAACAUGGAUUUCACUGCAGGAAAGACUAUGCAGGGCAGUACAAAUGAUGUGUGCUGUGGUCACAUUGUGAAGAAAAUCCUGUUUCUCCAGUAAGCAAUAAUGUCAUGUGAGUAAAUGCGGAUCAGCAAGCCUGAGGCCCCGUACACACGCCCGAGGAACUCGACGGGCAAAACACAUCGUUUUGCUCGUC